This is a messenger RNA of Brettanomyces bruxellensis, 1194 nucleotides long. RefSeq lists its product as uncharacterized. NCBI's taxonomy places the organism in Eukaryota, Fungi, Ascomycota, Pichiomycetes, Pichiales, Pichiaceae. Gene Ontology annotation, cellular component: RNA polymerase II transcription regulator complex. The record is from RefSeq and is a predicted model, not a curated record. Bases 1 to 1194 code for a protein of 397 amino acids. Gene Ontology annotation, molecular function: DNA-binding transcription activator activity, RNA polymerase II-specific; transcription cis-regulatory region binding. The transcript has a single exon.
AUGAGUCAGGAACCAUUCUUUGACUUUUUUCCAGCUGAGGGACAACAAUAUUACAGUUCAUCAAUAGAGAACAUGGGCCAUCGGGAACAAAAUUCCGAAAUGCGAUCCGGCGGUCCAUAUAAUCAAAUGCAAAACCCGCAGCAAAAAGCUGUUUUUUCUCAUAAGCAACAACUACAACAGCAGCAGCAGCAGCAACAGCGAAUGUUGCCAAUACAGCAAUUACAAACAAAGCAGACGAAAGAUUUUCAAUCGAGUGGGAGGCAUGAACCAAAUAAUAAGGAUAAAAUUGACCAGCUGCCUCCAAAUUCUUUUGCAUCUACCCAGUUUGUGCCAGGGUCGUCUCCCAGUUCAAAUUCAAUGGGAUCGUACUCAAGCUUGGGAGAGCAAAGUGUAACAACAGCCGUGAGCUCAGAGGCAGCAGCACACAAUACGUAUGCAAAAGUGACAGAUGUCAACAUGAGUGAUGGUCCAGGGCACAAAGAUGUGCAAUCUACAAAGGAUAACGAAGAUGAAAAUGAGUUGGGAUCCGAUAAAGGGAAAAAAGAUGGAGCUUUAACAAAAAAGCAUGGCAGGAAGAAGCUCACAAAUCAGGAAUUGCACCAACGGAGAAAGGCCCAGAACAGGGCUGCGCAACGUGCAUUUCGGGAGAGGAAGGAGGGCAAGCUUAGAGAUCUCAGUAAGCAGCUAAGUGCAGUACAGGCAGAAAAGGACAAACUCCAAAAACAACUUGAAGAGAUGAAGCAAAGAAACAUGUUUCUUGACAUGGAGAACAAAUUUCUGCAGGAGAAAGGAUACUUUGUGAAUAAGGAUGGAGUCACGCAAGCUACAGCUUCUCCUACUGAUGCUUCCGGUUCAACCUCCUCUGGAUCACCUCAAUCUGCAAAUGGAUCGUUCGUGUUCCCUAAAUACACGAGAGAAAAGUUUAUAAAUGGCUCUGUGGAUAUGGGUAAGCACACUUGGGGCAAAGACAAGUUCCGUAGUAAGACUUACGAAGUGGAUAAUGCCGCAGUUCUCACCGUGGGGGCAGUGUGGGACUAUCUUGUUGAAUUUGCCAAGAUGAAUGAUGAGAUAAGCAUUGAUAUACCCGGCGUUAUGGGUGAUCUCCGGGGAAAAGAGGUCUGCCAUGGGUUUGGGCCCGCCUACAAGCUUCGUCUGGUAAAUGAGACUUUACAACGUCACAUCUGCAACAAGUAG